AUGGAUGAGACCUCGUUUCUCAGAGAAAAGAAACUCCUUGCCGAUCAUGAAUCAAUUCUUGCCAAAGAAGAAGUCUUGAAACAAAAAUCUAGAGAGACGUGGCUGGAAGAGGGUGAUAAGAACACAAAAUUCUUCCAUAAUAGUGUGAGGAUGAGAAGAGUUAUAAAUCAUAUCUCCAAGAUAAAGUUAAGUGACAGCUUUGAGGUGGCUAAUCCUAAAUCCAUUGCGACAGAGGUUGUAGACUUCUUUUCUCUUAUCCUCAAUUUUGAUUGGAGCCAUCGUGGCUCUAUCCAGGACAAGUUUAUCAAGUGUAUCCCAAAGCUUCUAAGUAAAGAUCAAACUGAUUCUCUUACUGCUAAAUUUUCUUUAGCAGAAGUAGAAGCAACUCUUAUGCAGAUGAGCCCAGAUAAAUCCCCUGUGUCGGAUGACUUUCCGACUAGUUUCUUUCGUAAAUGUUGGCCCUUCUUAGGCGAGGAAGUAACGACAGCUUUGGAAGGAAUGAGGAACUCAGGAAAUAUCCUCAAAGAAAUUAACAAUACUUUUUUGGCCCUUAUCCCUAAAAAGGAUAAACCUGAGCGUUUUGAUGAGUUUUGA
Cryptomeria japonica (Japanese cedar) is the source of this 594-nucleotide messenger RNA. RefSeq lists its product as uncharacterized. The transcript has a single exon. Lineage: Eukaryota; Viridiplantae; Streptophyta; Pinopsida; Cupressales; Cupressaceae. The record is from RefSeq and is a predicted model, not a curated record. The coding region runs from base 1 to 594 and encodes 197 amino acids.